This is a messenger RNA of Thlaspi arvense, 741 nucleotides long. The record is from the annotation of a GenBank genome assembly. Lineage: Eukaryota; Viridiplantae; Streptophyta; Magnoliopsida; Brassicales; Brassicaceae.
AUCUUUGUUUGCGCAUUGAGUGAGAAUUUAUUUCUACGAGCUUCUUCUUUUCCGAUUCCGAGAAGCAGGAAGAUGUUCAAGAACACGUUUCAGUCUGGGUUUCUAUCUAUUUUGUACAGUCUAGGAAGUAAGCCUCUUCAGAUAUGGGAUAAAGAAGUUGACGAUGGCCAUGUGAAGCGUUGCCAUGAUGAUGACAUUCAAUCCAAUGUGCUUGAAGUAGUUGGAUCAAACAUCCAGUCUACAUACAUUACAUGUCCUGCUGAUCUUUCCGCGACUCUUGGUAUCAAACUUCCCUUUUUGGUCUUGGUAGUAAAGAAUAUGAAGAAAUAUUUCUCCUUCGAGAUUCAAAUUCUGGACGACAAGAAUGUGCGCCGGCGUUUCCGAGCUUCUAACUUUCAAUCUGUCACUAGAGUGAAGCCAUAUAUUUGCACAAUGCCAUUAAAGAUGGAUGAGGGAUGGAAUCAAAUCCAGCUGAACUUAGCUGAUCUCACUAAGAGAGCUUAUGGGACGAACUACGCUGAGACAUUGCGAGUUCAGAUUCAUGCUAACUGCCGUCUCCGGCGGAUAUAUUUUGCUGACCGUCUCUACUCAGAAGAGGAGCUUCCUCCUGAAUUCAAGCUGUAUCUUCCUGUGCAGGUUUGGAUUUUUCACUGUUUAGUUACAAUCUUUACCUUUUUUCUCUUGCCGCUGUUCUUUUUUACUUACAGAGCAUACUUUUUUGUUCGACUGCAGAAAGCAUGA